Molecule: messenger RNA, 1630 nt
Organism: Labrus mixtus (cuckoo wrasse)
Lineage: Eukaryota; Metazoa; Chordata; Actinopteri; Labriformes; Labridae
Exons: 5
Coding region: 695-1615 (306 amino acids)
Biological process (GO): cell surface receptor signaling pathway
Molecular function (GO): transmembrane signaling receptor activity
Source: RefSeq, a predicted model, not a curated record
UGAGUGACAUGCUUCUCACACACUUUGACCUGAAUCACACACAUGUUCAAACAGGACCUGUGGACGUGCAUUAGUGGAGAGAAGUCAGAGUGGGGCUGCUACACACUGCUAUGCAGGCAGUGCACCAGAUCAGUCGUGGGUUAUUAUUUAUUAAUGAUCAUGUGAAUCAUUAGAUGGCAUUCUAUUUGUAAUUCUGCCACCAGGGUGUAUUAGACAAGGACACUCAUAUAUUGUGUAUUGCAAAACAUUAUUUAUUUUGUUUAUAAAAACACAACAUAAAUAAAUAUAAUAAUAUAUUUGGCAUAACAUGCAGCACAUAGAACACUAGAAAUGUUAGGUGUGUAUGUGAUCUUAAAGUUAUUGGCAUUAUGUUUCAUGGAUGUGCAAUAAUUAGUUAUUAGUGCCAUUAUUUAUUUAUUUAACCCCUAACAGAAGCCAUUUUACAUGAUCUCUUUCUUAUUCGAGCAGUAGACAGGAAGUGUAAACAGGUUUGUUGAGGUUGGCACUUCUUAGAAUUUUGUGUAUAGCGAAGGAAGUACAGACAAAGAAGUCCGAGAGAAACUCUGCUCUCACAUUUUAAUGAACUGUUUCUUGUCUUUCUCCUCUUUUCCUUCUGCAUUAUUAGAAAUGUAAAGUUAAUGUGUUUUUUUUAAAAGCUAAGCGUCAGAGCUUCAUUGUCGUUUUCGAUGUGAAGAUGGACCAAACCUUGCGUUGUGUGCUGGGGUUUUUCUUGCUGAAUUUGAUCCCCCACGGAUUGGCUCAAGGUAACCGUCCCCGUGUGACCACAACAUCCAACUGGCCUGAAACAUUCUGGGCUGAGACGCUCACUCUCAGAUGUGAGAUUGAGGGAGGUGGAGACUCUGAAUGGACGUUUGGAUGGAGAAGAGACAGAACAUUCAGCUCAGACAAAUAUACAGCAGACAAUAAAUACAUUAUUAGUGGAGCCACUGAAUCUGACAACGGAGACUAUGAGUGCAUCGGCAGAAGGGGCCAUACUAAUUCUACCUUCACGCCUUGGAGUGAACCCUUCAAAUUGACUGUAACACCAAGAAGACCAAAGGCUGAACUGAGAGCUGACAGGACAUCAAUUCCAGCAGGGGGCGCUGUGACCCUGACCUGUGAUGUGAACCCUCCAUCAUCUGGCUGGACGUACAUCUUAUACAGAGGAGAUCACCCGCGCACACAAGAUGAUGGUAAAAACUUCAAUGGACGAAUCAGUGUCUCCCAGGGAGGAGUCUACUGGUGCAGAGGAGAGAGAGGAGAACCAGUUUACUACACAGAGUACAGUGAUUCAGUCACUAUCAACAUCAUUUUAUCAAACAGAGCUGUUGUGACUCUUCAGCCCCAUUGGACUGAGAUAUACAGCGGAGAGAAGAUCACUUUUAGAUGUGAAAUCGAGGGUGGAGACGACUCUGAGUGGGAGUACGAGUGGGAAACAACCACCUCUGAAAGAUCUGUAAGACAGAGUAAAUCCUUUGAAAUGACUGCUACUUCUUAUAGGGAAGGAGAAUACAAGUGUAAGGGAAAACACAAAACUGAGGUACUUUCCUCAACACCAUGGAGCACUCCAAUCACAUUGAAAGUAUCAGGUAAGAUGGACUUAAAAUCAAAAUGAAAACAAGUUUUAAGA